AUUAAUUCCACCCUAAAGCUCGAGGAGCUAGAGAUGUCGGCCUUCAUAGGAAAGUACGCAGACGAGUUGAUAAAGAAUGCCAAGUACAUAGCAACACCAGGGAAGAGCAUUCUUGCUGCAGACGAGAGCACAGGAACCAUUGGCAAGCGACUCUCUAGCAUUAACGUUGAAAAUAUAGAGUCCAACAGACAAGCCCUUCGAGAGCUUCUCUUCACCUCUCCCAACGCCCUUGCUUACCUCUCUGGUGUCAUUCUUUUCGAAGAGACACUCUACCAAAAGACCACCGAUGGGAAGCCCUUCGUGGAUGUCCUCCAAGAGAACAACAUUGUCCCUGGAAUCAAAGUCGAUAAGGGCACCGUCGACAUCGCUGGCACCAACGGUGAGACCACUACCCAAGGUUUCGACUCCCUUGCCAUUCGUUGCCAGCAAUACUACAAGGCUGGUGCCCGUUUUGCCAAGUGGCGUGCCGUCCUUAAGAUUGGUCCCACAGAACCAUCCGAGCUGUCUAUCCAACAGAACGCUCAGGGCUUAGCUCGUUAUGCCAUCAUCUGCCAAGAGAACGGGCUUGUCCCCAUUGUUGAACCGGAGAUUCUCACCGAUGGCAACCACCACAUCAUGAAAUGCGCCGCCGUCACCGAGACUGUAUUGGCCGCUGUUUAUAAAGCGCUUAACGAUCACCAUGUGCUUCUGGAAGGAACUCUCCUUAAACCCAAUAUGGUCAUUCCUAGCUCUGAUAGCCCCAAGGUGGCUGCGGAGGUGAUUGCAGAGUACACGGUUACGGCAUUACGUCGAACAGUGCCACCGGCGGUGCCGGGGAUUGUGCUCUUGUCGGGAGGGCAGAGUGAGGAGGAAGCAACACUGAAUCUAAACGCCAUGAACAAGUUGGAAGUAUUGAAGCCAUGGACGCUGUCCUUUUCCUUUGGGAGAGCUCUGCAGCAGAGCACACUCAAGACAUGGGCUGGCAAGAAGGAGAAUGUGAGCAAAGCUCAAGAGAUAUUCUUGGGAAGGUGCAAGUCUAACUCUGAGGCUACCCUUGGCAAGUAUUCCGGUGGUUCUGGUGGAGAAUUGGCUUCUGAGAGUUUGUACGUUAAGGGUUACAAGUAUUGAUUAAUUAGUAAUUAAUAUUACUGUAAUCCACUCCCAAGUGAAAAUUUGUUCUUCUUCUUCUUCUUCACCCCUCCUUCAAUUCCCUAUCCUUAUGGACCUUAACUAAACUGAAUUCAUAGUUUUGUAUCCUUGAUCUCA
This is a messenger RNA of Telopea speciosissima, 1245 nucleotides long. Its product is annotated as fructose-bisphosphate aldolase, cytoplasmic isozyme 1-like. Lineage: Eukaryota; Viridiplantae; Streptophyta; Magnoliopsida; Proteales; Proteaceae. The coding region runs from base 34 to 1107 and encodes 357 amino acids. Gene Ontology annotation, cellular component: cytosol. The record is from RefSeq and is a predicted model, not a curated record. Gene Ontology annotation, molecular function: fructose-bisphosphate aldolase activity. The transcript has 3 exons. Gene Ontology annotation, biological process: glycolytic process; fructose 1,6-bisphosphate metabolic process.